UGUUUAACUAAGGCGGGGCAAUACCUGGGGUGCCCGUAUAAGGAAGAGCCUAAGGAGAGAAAGCAAGCAGAUGCCAGCGCUGCCAGCACGCCAGCCUGCCGCUUCUCCAAAGAGACUGCCACCCUCCUCCACCAGGCUCCAUCCCACGAAGCUGCUGCUGCCGAGCCUGUGGGACCUGCCCAGUCCUAACUCGGGGAACGCGCCAUUCCAUGUACCUGACUAGGAAACAGGAGAUGCAGCCAGUGACCACCAUCUGGAUCCAACUGGUUUUCAAGCAGCUGAGAAAGAAAAGACCUUAGACGUUUUCCAGGGAGAGUCAUGGCACACAGCCAGGAGCCUCUAGCCAGGACCCCCGUUGUCAAGUUCAAGGGCCAGGACUUUAACUCCUUGCGGGAUCAUUGCCUCAGCAGAGGCCUGCUGUUUGAGGAUGAGACCUUCCCUGCCAAGACUUCUUCCAUAGGUCUGCAGCUGCUCCAGGGACGAAACCUCUUCAGCCUGAAGUGGAAGCGGCCAAAGGAUUUAUCAAAGGGGAUAUCAGAGCCUCACUUCAUCCUGGAAGGUGCAAGCAGAUUUGACAUCCAACAAGGACAGGCAGGAGAUUGCUGGUUCCUGGCAGCACUGGGCUCCUUGACACAGAACCCACAGCAUCUACAGAGGAUCCUGAUGGACCAAAGCUUUUCACACCCGUAUGCAGGAAUUUUCCGUUUUCGGUUCUGGCAAUGUGGCCAAUGGGUGGAAGUAGUGAUUGAUGAUCGCCUGCCAGUCCUGAAUAAGGAUUACCUCUUUGUGCAUCCUCGCAAAAACCAAGAGUUUUGGCCCUGCCUGCUGGAGAAAGCCUACGCCAAGUUUCGAGGGUCCUAUCUCCACCUGCACUAUGGCCACCUCCCUGAUGCCAUGGUGGACCUCACAGGAGGGGUGAUCACCACUGUCAACCUGCACUCCUCCCCUUCCGACCUGGUGAUGAUGGUAAAGAUGGCAGCCAAGGCGGGCUCCCUGAUGACCUGCGCCACCCCAGCAGGACCAACAGGUGAGGCCACGAGAAUGCCAAAUGGCCUGGUGAGUCAGCAUGCCUAUACAGUGACAAGCGCUGAGCGGAUUUGGUACAGGAAUGGCUGGGAAGAUCUUAUCCACCUGUGGAACCCCUGGGGCAACACCGAAUGGAGAGGGCGCUGGAGCGAUGGGUCUCUGGAGUGGCAGGAAAUCCAUAACCAACAGAAAAGCCAGCUGUUUGAGGAGGAUAAAAACGAUGGCGAGUUUUGGAUGUCAUGUCGAGAUUUCCAAGAGAACUUCUCCUGCUUGUUUAUAUGUAACCAAUUUCCAAUCCUCCUGGACCAUGGAAACAUGCCCCAUGAAAGAUGGUCCCAAAACACGUUUAACGACCGUGCAAUUCCAGGCAACACUACAGAAGGACUUCAGAGGGAGACACAAUCCAUCUUCUCUGUGCUCGAGAGCAUGGAAGGAUACAAUGUCGUCAUGUCCUUCAACGUCAAGCCACAAAAUUUAAAGGCAGAAGACGAGAAAUUUCCACUCAGCUUCCAUGUGUUCAAGAUUGACCCUCAGUUCCAGCACUUCAAGAAGUUGCCGCCCACAUUUUUUUCCCGGUUCAGAAAUGCUGACAUUUCUGUCAAAGUUUCUGAAACUAUGUGCAACCUCACGAAGUGCUUCAGUCUGAACCCUGGGACCUAUGUAGUGGCUGCCACUGCACACACAGAAGCAGUUGAUUUCCUGCUCCGAAUCUUCCUGAAAAUGCCAGAUAGUGACAGGCACUUGGGCAGCAAUUUCCAUCUCAGACCAUUGAAGGUGGCCUCCUUCCCCAGAAAUUUGAUGUUGGCUAUUUUCUCUUUGAUCCAGCCAAGUCUUCCAGAAAAUGGCUUCCAACAAAGAAUUUUCUACAAAUAUGCUCAUCAGGGACUGGACAUUGAUGCCACCCAGCUUCAGGGCCUUCUCAACCAGGAAUUCCUGAAAGGACCUCCAGGGGACACUUUCUCCUUGGAUGAGUGCCGGAGCAUCGUAGCCCUGAUGGAUCUGAAAGUGAAUGGGAGGCUUGACCAAGAUGAGUUUUCAAGGCUGUGGAGGCGUCUUGUCCACUACCAGAGUGUUUUCCAGAACACCCAGGAGAACUCUGGAGUUUUCCUGAGCCAGGAUUUGUGGAAGACCAUAAAAGCUACAGACUUUCUUGCAGAGGUCUCCAUCAGCGAUGAGCUGCUGGACCUCAUGGCUCUCCGGUACAGUGACGGUGCUGGCAGGAUCAGCUUCCCCAGCCUGGUCUGCUUCCUGAUGCGGCUUGAAGUCAUGGCAAAGGCUUUCCAGAAGCUAUCCACAGAUGGAGAAGGACUCUACCUGACAAAAAGGGAGUGGAUGAACCUGGUCAUGUACAACUGAGCAAGGGGAAGAGCAGACUCCAGAGUCCAGGACAAGCUCCCAGGGAUUACUCAAGAAUCCAGCUCUCAUUCCAGGAGGCUGUGCUGCCCCUGUGGUUGUGAUACACUGAAUCCUGCCUCAUCUGAAAUGUAGUCAAAGCCGCCUUUGAGGAGCCUCAGCCAGGUCCUCAGAUGGUCAGGAUCUGGUAAGCCUGAGGUUACAGAGCAGGUCAUCUGAGCCCUUUGGGACACCAGCCCGGAAUCCCCUGGAAAAUGAAACAAGAGAUGUUCCACUGUGGGAAAAAAAGGGGAGAAGCUAUAUCUUGCUUCACUGCCACCAGUCCAAUCCAUUUCUUGGAAGAGAAAUGACCACAGGGUGCUGUGUGUCACACAGGAGUGGUCUACUGGGCAUUUGCGGAAUAAUCUUACUCUCCAGUGUCUGAAUUCUGAGUGUUUCACAGCCAAAGGGCAAAAUAAAAUAUGGUUCCCAUAAAGG
Equus caballus (horse) is the source of this 2856-nucleotide messenger RNA. Lineage: Eukaryota; Metazoa; Chordata; Mammalia; Perissodactyla; Equidae. The record is from RefSeq and is a predicted model, not a curated record.